Messenger RNA from Varroa destructor (honeybee mite), 8030 nucleotides. RefSeq names its product sushi, von Willebrand factor type A, EGF and pentraxin domain-containing protein 1-like. NCBI's taxonomy places the organism in Eukaryota, Metazoa, Arthropoda, Arachnida, Mesostigmata, Varroidae. The record is from RefSeq and is a predicted model, not a curated record. Gene Ontology annotation, molecular function: calcium ion binding.
GACAGUAGCAGCGUCAGUAGCAAACAACAGUAUGAAGCACGAGCACUAGUGAUCGAAAGCUUUUUGUCGUCCCGAAACUGCCGGCGAGUCUCUGCGAGAGCCGGCCGCAGAAACAAACAUGCGGACACACGCACAUCUUGAACGACAGACAAAUGAAGGAAGUCAGUUAGUGUUGCUAAUAGAACCGAUAAGACCAAGACUCUUUGCGGGCUGUGUACUAAAACGAAGCUAAGCGACACGUAACUAUUUACCGCCCUCGUGCGUGCAUAAACUACACUAUGCCAACAACAUGUGAUGACGCUAACGGACUCGACAAGUACGAAAAAAUGGGAUUUGAAAUAAUUAUGCUGAGGAUUCCCUUCUUCAUAUGACCGUAACUACGUGUUCUUGUUAUUCGUUCGGCUAAAUCGUCCCAACUGAUCCAAAGGAAGGGAUCCAACGUUUGCGCUAAUAGAAUCAUAGACAAACUUUUAGCUUGCCGUUUUACUCGUCGAUCGAUCGAUGAUAGCUCAGUGACACGAAACAAUAAAGAACGCUUGUGUUGCAGCCAUUUGUUAUCGCGGAGUCAAUGUCACAUUAUGAAUACUAUUACCAUCAUUGAUUAAAGCAAUGUAUUUCUCUUCCGAAUCCGCUACGAAUCGAUGGGUGUUUUUUCUUGCGAUCUUUUACAUCGCACGCGUAAGUUCAACCUUAAACGAAAUCGUCGAGUAUCCCCUGUCCACGAUCGAUGCCACAAUCGAUAUUAAGAAGCUUGAACAGCAAAGCGAGCGACUGAAGAGCUCAUUGGGUGCGUUGCAUAAUAACUACGAGCAUGGUAUAGAUAUUGCGUUCCUGGUUGAUUCUUCACUGUCGGUUGGUCUUGCAAACUUCAAGUUGGAACUUCGUUUUGUCAAGAAGAUUCUAGCGGAUUUCAGUAUAAGCCAUCUACGCAAAAAUACGACGCGAGUCACCCUUGUAACGUUCAGUUCACCCGAUAAAGUUGUAACUCAUGUGGACUUUAUUUCACCGAAUGGAAGUUCGCAGAUUCUCAAUCGACAUAAGUGUUCUCUGAUGGCGGAGCUUGCCCAAAUCCAAUAUGUCGGUGGCCUCACUUAUACUCUCGGGGCUAUGAAAAUCGCCGAUAGGGUUUUGGGUGCGAGCAACAGAUCCGUGCCUCAGGUUGUGUUUCUCGUCACUGAUGGAUUCUCCAAUGGUGGUGAUCCAAAGCCAAUAGCACGAAAGCUUAAAUCACGUGGCGUAACAAUUUUCACGUUUGGCAUCAAGAACGGAAAUGUCAAAGAACUUCAGGAUAUGGCAACGACCCGAAAGGAACAUUGUUUUAUUGUAAACUCUUUUGAAGAGUUUGAAGCUCUGGCUCGACGUGCCCUACACCAAGAUCUCUCAGUGGGCGAUUUCGAGCCAUUGGACUUAUCUCAAUGCAAUGGAUUGUGCCCAGCCGGACAGCUGUGCUGCCAAUCGGGGGCUCGUUGUGCUUGUGGUACUACCUCUGGCUACUUUAGCUGUCUUUGCCCACGCGGUCAAUAUGGAACGGGCCUCAAGGGCGAAUGUAAACCAUGCCCGAAAGGAACAUAUCAGCCCAGAUUUGUGCACGGCGGCAUCGAAGAAUGCUUGCCCUGUCCAGGUUCACAUCAAACUUCUCCAUCUGGCAGCCAUUCCAAACAACAAUGUAGCUGCAAGAGCGGCUUCACCACGUUGAUCACAGGAAAUAGCAGCGUCUGCAUGCCGGUUCGUUGCCCUGCUCUGGUAGCCCCAUUAAAUGGCUUCCUAGUGAACGAGAAAUGUGAGAGUGUAUUUAACGCCGCGUGCGGAGUAGCUUGUGAGACAGGCUAUAAGCUAUCUGGUCCAAGCAUUCUGGUUUGCAAUCAAGACGGCCGCUGGAGCGGCGAGAUGCCCAAAUGUCAUAAGCGCAAGUGUCAGGAGCUGACUGCACCCAACUCUGGCUGGAUGAAGUGUACGACGAGGUCGUACCAAUUCGAAACGGAAUGUGAGUUUGGCUGUAGUGAGGGAUUCGUUCUUGUUGGAUCGAAACGGAGAAACUGUUUGGCAGUAGCGCACUGGGAUGGGCUUCCGGCAACCUGUCGACAGAUCUACUGUCCUGCUCUCGACAUCCCUGCAAACGGAAGAAUUUUUCCACUGUCAUGCAAUGCGAGCAGGACUACCUUUGGGGAUCAGUGUCGUUACCGAUGUCAGGAAGGUUAUCGACUUACAGGGCCUUCAUCAAGAGAAUGUAUCUAUCCUGGUGUAUGGACCGAUCAUCAAUUGGUCACUCGUUGCGUCGAUACUAAACCGCCUUCAAUUGAAUGUCCCGAUAAUAUCCUCGUACCGGCGGACCCGGGGGAGCCGUACGCGACAGUCGACUUCAGUUUGCCAUCGAUACAAGAUAACAGUGGAUUCCAAGAGAUCACAUUGACGGUUUCUCCAGCCGUGGAGCCACCAUUGCCAUUUUUCAUUGGGGAUCCCAUGAACAUCACCUACACUGCUACAGACUCGCAAGAAAAUAAAAAUUCGUGCACAUUUUCCGUUACCGUCAUAGACGAGGAGCCCCCGACUGUUGAUCGUUGCGAGUCUCCAGCCGUGACGCUUUCAUCAGAUGGACAGGGCGCCAAGGUCGUCUGGGAAGAGCCGCUAUUUUCUGACAAUUCGAAUGAAGAUGUGUUCAUCUGGAGUUCACAUAAGCCUGGACAAUAUUUUCCGAUUAACGAUACCGUCGUCACAUACAAUGCCGCCGACAAUUCUGGCAAUAAUGCUUCCUGCACGUUUAACAUCACUGUUAAGGCGACCAAGUGCGAGCCUUCCUUCAGCGUGCUCAACGGGAAGCUCAACUGUACCGUGGACGCGCUUCAAACACUUUGCCAUAUCCAAUGCGAUCGAGGAUUUACGCUCCUGCCGAAUCUGCCCAAUUACCUACGAUGCAUCGAUGGCGUCUGGAAUAUAAGUGAUAUCGAUUUGCCCUCUUGUACCACUGUGGUUACUUCAAGUAGUGGCAGUAGUUCGAAGUUAACAUCGUCGAGCGCAUCGACACCAGUCGUAUUGCCAAGCGGAACAAUGUUCGAAUGCACUAACGAGUUCCUGUCCCAGCAGCUAUCGGUGGUUCUCAAGAAGCGUAUUUCUAUGAAGAACGUAAUCAAGUGUAGAGCCAAACCAAAAUGUUAUAAGGAAAAGCUGAAACCCAUUUGUGAAGUAACCCAACGAAAUAUGCUACCCAUCUCAAGCCAUGCUGCGCGAAAACGUCGUAGUGUUUCUGAUGCCAGAGCCAGCAAAUCCGAUAAAGACAGCGACACUGAUCUCAAUCUCGAGGAUGAAGAUAUGAUACUGCACUCCAUGGACGACAUGAUGUCGUCUGUCAGAGAUGGUCUGAACCAAAGGAAUCAGUCCUAUCACUCCCUGUGUCCAUUGGGCUGGGUUCAUAUCGACGAAAGAACGUGCGUGGAGUGUCCUGUUGGAACGUUUCAUAACUUCCUCGAACGAACGUGCAGUCCAUGUCCAUUUGGAACUUAUCAGUUCAAAGGUGGCCAGCUGAGCUGUGUCGUGUGUCCAGAUCAUACCUCCACUGCAGGCGAGAGCUCUAAGAGCGCGGACGAUUGCAAACCCCAGUGUGUACCCGGGAUGUUCUCGAAAAACAAUGGCGUUAUACCCUGUGAAACCUGUCUUCUUGGUGAGUAUCAGCCACAGUAUGGGUCCAAAUCUUGUCGACGGUGUCCAAUCGGAAUGACAACCAUGAAACGCCGUUCGUUUCAAUUGCGCGAUUGUAGAGAACGUUGUCCUUCACACAGUGUUUCCCGAUUUGGUGUUGCGCCAUGCUAUCCUUGUCCCACAGGAUACCACCAGCCUUUGAAAGGACAAAAGGGCUGCAUUCCUGCUACCGUGGAAACGUCGCAUAAUCACAGCGAGUACCUUCCCUUUAACGCGUGCUUCUUAUCACCAUGCCAGAACGAUGCGACGUGCAUUCCGAUGGACAAACAUUUUGCUUGUACCUGCCUUCCUGGUUAUACGGGAAGCUACUGCGAGAAACGAAUCGAUGAAUGUGCGUUACUUCCCUGCGGUUUAAAUGCUACCUGCGUCUUGCACGAAACAUCUGGCUACACAUGUUUAUGUCCACCCGGAUUACGAGGACAAAAUUGUGACGAGGACGUUAAUGAAUGUGCCCUUUCCAGUUGCCUCAACGGGGCUACUUGCGUGAACAUUUUUGGAUCAUUUCAGUGUAUUUGCCCUGAUGGAUAUACAGGCUUAACGUGUUCGGAAGAUAUUGAUGAGUGCAGUCAACAACGGUACGGCCAAUUCACUCCAAAUCUGCAUACGCCACCAUUGUGUCACAAUGGGGGACAGUGCGUGAAUAUUCCCGGCUCGUUUCGCUGCGAAUGUCUAGACGAGUUCACGGGCCAGUACUGCGAGCAUCUUUCGUGUGACUGCCAAAAUGGUGGAAGCUGCUCUCUGGGCAAGUGUUUCUGUCGGCCAGGAUUCUGGGGUAACAAGUGCCAACAUCUAUCGUCUAAAAGUUACUGCGAAGCAGUCAAGCCAUGUUUUAAUGGAGGGACGUGCAAGGAUGUUGAGCCUGACAGCUUUUCGUGUCAAUGCCAACCAGGCACAACUGGUCUGCUGUGCGAGGAAGAGGUGGCGGAAAAUUUUCUGCUCCAAUUUCUGGGUAAUACCACCUCGGACUCUGCCCGGUUGAGUAACCAUCUCGGCACCGAACCUCUCGAGGAGUUUACUGUGUGCCUCUGGUUGAAGUCCAACGACACGCAGAACUAUGGCACUCCAUUUUCGUACGCAUCUGAUGACAAGGAUAACUUGAUUACCAUUACGGAUUAUAGCGGACUGGUCUUCUAUGUGAACAACGAGCACGUUAUCAGCGAUAUCACUGUCAUUGAUGAUCGUUGGCAUCAUCUCUGCUUUUUGUGGAGUCUCCAGGGAGGGCAUUAUGCGAUCUACGUAAACAGCAAACUAACUCUAGAAGGAGGCAAUCUGUCUGCUUCAACGCUCGUUUCCCCGAACGGCACUUUGAUCCUCGGUCAAGAGCAAGAUCAACAAGGCUCCGGUUUCGCUCGAAUGGAAUCUUAUGCCGGUCUGAUCGCACACGCGUACUUCUGGAAGAAGCGAUUACGUACAGCCGAAAUAAAAGCUCUGUUCACUGACUGUUCAGCUCCAGUUCGAGUGACUAUCCGCCCCGAUCAGCUACUUGUAGCGUGGGGAGACUUCCGGGCUGGCGUGCGCGGGAACGUGAAGGUUUUGCAGAGCAAUUUUUGCAAGCCAUGCGGCCUGCCGGAAACAACCGGAAACGGCUACACAACAAGCAACGGACAAAUUAGCGGCGCUCGAGUUCAGUGGCACUGUGAUCCUCAUUUUGAGCUUAUCGGCAGCCAUGAAGCUGUCUGUCUAAAAGUUGGCGAGUGGUCCGCGCCAAAACCAGCCUGCGUAGGCAAGUAUUGCCCUGUGGGCCAGCUUGACAACGGGCGCACUAUCCCUCCUAAAAACCUAGUCGAGGUCGCUGAGGUUGUUCGCUUCGAAUGCAAUGAGGGAUUGCAUUUACGAGGAUCUUCUAUUGCUGUAUGUGAAUCCACAGCUAGGUUAAACAUCACUGAUUACCCAUCAUGUAGUACUAGCCGAUCAAAGCUCUCGCUCACUCCUCGAAGGUGCCCAGCAGAUCAUAUGGAGAUCCUCAAACGAAAUCUUGGCGUAGCAAGAACGUCGAAUGAUAGCACUACAGAGGAGAGCUUCCGCUGUCCAGCCGGAUUCCGGUUAGAGGGUAUUGCAACGCGAUUUUGCCGUUCUGGAGAAUGGAGCGCAUCGCUGCCUUCUUGUUACCCGAUCGUCUGUCCUCCGCUGCAACCCAUUACGCCUACGUCUGUUACCUACUCGGACGGCACAUUAGUCGGCUCUACCGCCACGCUUCGUUGUGCAUUUGGCUUUAAACUUCGCUGGAAAACACCUAACGUUCUACUGUGUAAUCUUCGAGGAGACUGGCAGCCGACAUUUAAAUUAGAAGAAGCGUGCGAGCCGAUAGAGUGCGGCCCCCUGCCACAAAUACAGAAUGCCGUUCUUCAACGGAACACAUCGCAUCACGUGGGAUCAGUCAUACAUAUAGAGUGUGUACGAGGUUUCUCUGUUGCACCUUCACUGGACGUGCGUUUGAUCUGUCUUCAAAGUGGGAUAUGGUCUCAGCCAUCUGGCAAUCUCUGUGAACCAAAGCAGUGUAGCUUCCUACAACUGCCUCAGGUUGAUGGUAGUUCCGUAAUCCUACACAAUGGGUCGACGUCGUUUGGUUCCCUAGUGGAAAUCUCAUGCGAGCGCGGAUUUCGCAGCGUAACAAGCAUGACGCGAAUGCAGUUCGUCUGUAGUGAAGAUGGCUGGCAGCGUAUGGACGUCGCGGCACAUGCACAAUCUAGAUUAAUUCAAUGUCGACCGAUUCGCUGUCCGCAUCCACGGCACCCACCAAACGGACGCGCCUACUUUGUCGAUCGCAGUGUAGGGGCAACUAUUGAAUUUUCUUGCGGGCCAGGCUACACAUUUAGUGAGAUGGCGCCACAGGAAAGCGUCUGUCAAGAAGACAGCACGUGGUCGGUUGGAGUAGGUCAACUUGAGAACGUAUGCGUUCGUCGUCGAGCGUGCUCACAUCUUGUUGCACCUCUUAAUGGCUAUAUGAAUAUAACAGUAAAUCAAGCGAAUUUUUCAUGCGGUCGGGGCUUCCAGCUGGUUGGCUCACAUAUGCUGCGCUGUAUCAACGGUCAAUGGACGGACGUGGCCCCCGAAUGUCAACCAGAACGCUGCCCGGUUGAAUCGGAAGGAGGUCUAGUUCUAGAAAACGGAAUUUUCUCUCCAACCAGAGGCGCAGUCGGUGAUCGGGUUUCGGUGUCAUGCAAGGUGGGUUACAAACUGCGAGGCGACGUUGAAUGGCAUUGUCUAGAGAACGCGACAUGGUCCGGUUCGACUAGCUGUGUACCUGUUACGUGCGCACCCCCAGAAGACAGCUUUGUAACGCCAUUUUAUAAAGAUUAUCGCUAUGGCAGUUCGAUUGAUUAUUCGUGUAACCAAGGGCACGUACUGGUGGGUAGUCGAAUUCGCGUGUGCCUUGCCACUGGACAGUGGUCAGCGCCUGUACCCAAUUGCCGCCUUGUUACCUGUCCGCCACCCGUCGACAAUCGUUCACUGAAUAUCACAUACGACCCGUAUAAUUCGACGCUGUUUGGGACGCGGGUGCGGGUGUCUUGUGCAUCUCCAGAAGGCCAUUUAAUUGGAGCCUCGCAGUCUUUAUGUGGGGAUCAAGGGGUGUGGGAUCCACCAUUGCCUGUGUGUCUUCGCACCACAAGAAACUACUGUCUUACUUCAGGACCCCCCACCAACGGCCGUGUGGAAGUUAUAGGCGAUAUCUAUAGGUUUAGUUGUGACAGCGGCUAUCGGCUAAUAGGCAAUCCGGAAAUAAAUUGCAAGCAGGAAACGAUGUCCGUUAAAAUUCGUCCUCCGAAGUGCGUAAAGCUUGUUACAUGCCCUAAGAUAGAAUACCCAGAUUCUGGUACCGUUCUUCUUCACACUAAGUCAGGCCCGUCACAAUUUCCGUCAGCUGGAGAUGAAGUAAUUGUUAGUUGUCAGCCAGGAAGGAUUCUCGUUGAGGUCGGGAGCCCCAUCGUAUACGCUCUUAAUCGGGGCGUAAGUACUUGCCAAUCCGAUGGCACGUGGAGUCACCGUUUUAACUGCGUUAAAAAAACCAAUGACUGAAACUCGUCCUAUUUUAUAUCAAAUCAUAGUCUGUUCAUCUGGUGUGCUCGAAGACCAACGAGGCUUAAUUGCUCUUUUUCUAUGCAAUUUAGGCCUACACAACUCAUGCACGGUUAAUAACUUUAACCACUUGUAAGUAAUAUCUGUAAUGGACGUUAGUUGAAGUGGACGCUAACAAAAAUAGCGAAAAAGUAGGAUAUAGAUAAUAAGAGAAAGUAACGAAACGACCGUAACAUCAAGAAUAUUAGGGGCAAUAGAAUCCUGAAAUUUCAAUCAUAGCAAAUUGUACUCUUUACUUUGCUUGCAAGGGAGUAUAUCAG